CCUUCCUCUACCGAAGGCCCGGUAUAUACACCUUUGUUCUGGUGAAGGGUAUGUCACAUACAGCAUCCGGUCAGCCCCACUGCUACAUCUGCAUUGAAGUGGGGAUAAAAUCUGGUCCUUUUAUGGCAGAAGAGGAGAGUUUGUCAAUGGACAGUAGUGGUACCCCCCAUGUCACACCCCUGAUGAAAGGGGACUGAGGCACAUUAUCAAAGCUGAUACUUGUUUCUUCUCUAAGUAAAGCAUUGUUCCAUCAGUGGUUGGCUAACUGGAACAAUGUGUUUCCCCUUGGCAACCUCAGAACCAAGAGGCAGUAGGCAGAAGUGUUUACAGCCUUCUGGGAUUGGUUAACUAGUGCAGUGUGCUGUGCUCCCUUAGGGUUGAUAAUCUGUGCAUCAUAUUCUGCUUAACAUCUAUAAGAUGGAUUAUCUAUGCCUAUCUCAUUACUUCUUUGUACCUCAGAUUUAACUGGGUUGUAUUUCUCAUGGAUGGAAAAAUGACUGACAGUCUGUCCUUUGCCAAAAGAGGAACCCAGAAGAGGUCUUUUUCUACAAAUAUCAAAGCCAUGGCUCAGGAGUCAGUGUUGUUCAGUGAUGUAUCCAUUGACUUCUCUCAGGAGGAGUGGGAAUGCCUGACUGAUGAUCAGAGAGAUUUAUACAGAGAUGUGAUGUUGGAGAAUUACAGCAACCUGGUUUCAAUGGGACUUUGCAUUUCUAAACCAAAUAUCAUCUCCUACUUGGAGCAAGGAAAGGAUCCCUGGUUGGUUGGCAGAGAGCUAACAGGAAGUCAGUGGCCAGUCCUAGAAUCAAGAUGUGAAACCAAGAAAUUAUUUCUGAAGAAGGAAAUUUAUGAAAUAGAGUCAGCCCAGUGGGAGAUAAUGGGAAGACUUACAAGACAUGACCUGCAAUGCUCUGGUUUCAGAGAUGAUUGGGAAUGUCAUGACCAAUUUGAGAAACAGCAUGGUUCUCAGGAGAGACAGUUCAGUGAACUGAUAAUCACUCAUGAAGAUGUACCUAGUUUCACUCAGCAUCCAUCCUUGACAUUACAGCAAAUUAUUAAUAAUAAAGAGAAAUACUGUGCAACUAAUGAAUAUAGGAAAAACUUUAGACAUGGCUCGCAAUUUACUGCUCAUCAAAUCAUUCACACUAUUGAGAAACCUUAUUCAUGUAAGGAAUGUGGAAAGGCCUUUAGACAUCCCUCAAGGCUUGCACAUCACCAGAAGAUUCACACUGGCAAGAAACCCUUUGAAUGUAAGGAAUGUGGAAAAACAUUUAUUUGUGGCUCAGACCUUACUCGUCAUCACAGAAUUCAUACUGGAGAGAAACCUUAUGAAUGUAAAGAAUGUGGAAAGGCCUUUAGUAGUGGUUCAAACUUUACCCGACAUCAGAGAAUUCACACUGGUGAGAAACCUUAUGAAUGUAAAGAAUGUGGAAAGGCCUUUAGUAGUGGUUCAAAUUUUACUCAACAUCAAAGAAUUCAUACUGGAGAGAAGCCCUAUGAAUGUAAGGAAUGUGGUAAUGCAUUUAGUCAGAGUUCACAACUUAUUAAACAUCAAAGAAUCCAUACAGGUGAGAAACCCUACGAAUGUAAAGAAUGUGAAAAGGCUUUUCGUUCUGGUUCUGACCUUACUAGACAUCAGAGAAUUCAUACUGGUGAAAAACCCUAUGAAUGUAAGAUAUGUGGGAAAGCUUAUUCUCAGAGUUCACAACUUAUUAGUCACCAUAGGAUUCAUGCUGGUGAGAAACCUUAUGAAUACAGAGAAUGUGGAAAGAACUUUAGUUAUGACUCACAACUUAUUCAACAUCAAAAUUUAAUUCAUACUGGUGAAAAACCCUAUGAAUGUAAGGAAUGUGGGAUGGCCUUUAGGCAAACUGCACACCUUACUCGACAUCAGAGACUUCAUUCUGGUGAAAAACUUUAUGAAUGUAAGGAGUGUGGGGAAGCUUUCAUAUGUGGUCCGGACCUCAGAGUACAUCAGAAAAUUCAUGUUGGUGAGAAGCCCUAUGAAUGUAAAGAAUGUGGGAAGGCCUUUAGGGUACGAGGACAACUUACGCUUCAUCAGAGGAUUCAUACCGGUGAGAAACCUUAUGUAUGUAAAGAAUGUGGGAAGGCCUUUAGACAGUAUGCACACCUAACUCGACAUCAGAAGCUUAAUAUUGCUGACAGACUCUAUGAGUGUAAAGAAUGUGGGAAGGACUUUCUGUGUGGCUCUGGCCUUAGAGUACAUCACAAACUUCAUACAGGUGAGAAACCCUAUGAGUGUAAGGAAUGUGGGAAGGCCUUUAGAGUACGACAACAACUAACACUCCAUCAGAGGAUCCAUACUGGUGAGAAGCCCUAUGAAUGUAAGGAAUGUGGAAAGACUUUUAGUCGUGGUUAUCAUCUUAUUCUCCAUCACAGAAUUCACACUGGUGAGAAACCUUAUGAAUGUAAGGAAUGCUGGAAGGCUUUUAGCCGUUACUCACAACUUAUUUCACACCAGAGUAUUCAUAUUGGUAUUAAACCUUAUGAUUGUAAGGAAUGUGGAAAGGCUUUUAGACUACUCUCACAACUUACACAACAUCAGAGUAUUCAUAUCGGUGAGAAACCCUAUAAAUGUAAGGAAUGUGGGAAAGCCUUUAGGUUGCGCCAAAAACUUACUUUACAUCAGAGCAUUCAUACUGGUGAGAAACCUUUUGAGUGUAAAGAAUGUAGAAAGGCCUUUAGACUUAAUUCAUCUCUUAUUCAGCAUUUAAGAAUUCAUUCUGGUGAGAAACCGUAUGAAUGUAAAGAAUGUAAGAAAGCCUUUAGACAACAUUCACAUCUUACCCAUCAUCUGAGAAUUCAUAAUAGAGUUCACAAUGGAGAAAAGUUAUAUGAAUGUAAGGAAUGUAGGAAGACUUUUAUUCGUCGCUCAACACUUAGUCAACAUCUAAGAAUUCAUACUGGUGAGAAGCCUUAUAAAUGUAAGGAAUGUGGGCAGGCCUUUAGGCAGCGUGCACACCUUAUUCGACAUCACAAACUUCAUACUGGAGAGAAACCCUAUGAAUGUAAGGACUGUGGCAAGGCCUUUACAGUGCUUCAAGAACUUACUCAACAUCAGAGGCUUCAUACUGGUGAAAAGCCUUAUGAAUGCAAGGAAUGUGGAAAGGCCUUUAGAGUACAUCAGCAGCUGGCUCGGCAUCAGAGAAUCCACACUGGUGAGAAGCCCUAUGAGUGUAAGGACUGUGGGAAGACCUUUAGACAGUGUACACACCUUACUAGACACCAGAGACUUCAUACUUCUGAGAAGCUCUAUGAAUGUAAGGAAUGUGGGAAGGCUUUUGUAUGUGGCCCAGACCUUAGAGUACAUCAGAAAAUUCAUUUUGGUGAGAAGCCCUAUGCAUGUAAGGAAUGUGGAAAGGCCUUUAGAAUAUGCCAACAGCUUACUGUCCAUCAGAGUAUUCAUACUGGUGAGAAACCCUUUGAAUGUAAGGAAUGUGGGAAGACUUUCAGAUUAAGACAACAACUUGUUCGCCAUCAGAGAAUUCAUACUCGUGAGAAACCCUAUGAAUGUAUGGAAUGCUGGAAGACCUUUAGUAGUUACUCACAACUGAUUUCACAUCAGAGCAUUCAUAUUGGUGAGAGACCAUAUGAAUGUGAAGAAUGUGGGAAGGCCUUCAGACUGCUCUCUCAGCUUACUCAACAUCAGAGUAUUCACACUGGGGAGAAACCUUAUGAAUGUAGAGAGUGUAGAAAACCUUUCAGAUUGCUCUCACAACUUACUCAGCAUCAGAGUAUUCACACUGGGGAGAAACCUUAUGAAUGUAAGGAAUGUGGGAAGGCUUUUAGACUUUAUUCAUUCCUUACUCAACACCAGAGAAUUCAUACUGGUGAGAAACCCUACAAAUGUAAGGAAUGUAAGAAGGCCUUUAGGCAGCAUUCACACCUUACUCAACAUCAGAAGAUUCAUAAUGGAGAGAAACCUUGUGAAUGUAAGAUAUGUGGGAUGACCUUUGAUCAGAACUCACAAUUUAUUCAACAUCAGACAAUUCAUUCUGGUGAAAAACCCUAUGAAUGUAAGGAGUGUGGGAAAUCCUUUAGUAGUGAUUCACUUGUUACUCAACAUCAGAGGAUUCAUACUGGUAAAAAAACAUAUGAAUGUAGGGAAUGUGGCAAGGCUUUUAGUUGUAGUUCAUAUUUUUCUCAACCGAGGAUUCACACUGGUGAGAAACCCUAUGAAUGUAAAGAAUGUGGAAAAGCUUUUAAUUUUUGCUCAAACCUUAAGGAUCAUCAGAGAAUUCAUACUGGUGAGAAACCACAUGAAUGUAAAGUAUGUGGAAAAGCCUUUACUAAAAGUUCACAACUUUUUCCGCAUCUCAGAAUUCAUACUGGUGACAAGCCUUAUGAAUGUAAAGAAUGUGGGAAAGCUUUUACACAACACUCAAGACUUAUUCAGCAUCACAGAAUGCAUACUGGUGAAAAACCUUAUGAAUGUAAGGAAUGUGGGAAGGCUUUCAGUAGUGCCUCAACAUUUACUAACCAUCACAGAAUUCAUGCUGGUGAGAAAUUCUAUAAAUGUAAAGAGUGUGGGAAGGCUUUUAUUCAGAGCUCAGAACUUAUUCAACAUCAGAGAAUUCAUACAGAUGAAAAGGCAUAUGAAUGUAAUGAACGUGGGAAGGCCUUUAAUAAAGACUCAAACCUUACUCGACAUCAGAGAAUUCACAAGGGUGAGAAACCUUAUGACUGUAAGGAAUGUGGAAAGGCCUUUGCGGCUCAUAAAGCUUUCUUAAAACACUUAAGAAUUCAUUCUGGAGAAAAACUCUAUGAAUGUAACAAAUGUAGGAAAGCCUUCAGCCACAAGGAAAAGCUCAUUAAACAUCAUAAAAUUCACAGUAGAGAACAGUCUUAUGAAUGUAAUGAAUGUGGGAAGACUUUUAUUAAAAUGUCAAAUCUUAUUAGACAUCAAAGAAUUCAUACAGGAGAGAAACCCUAUGUAUGUAAUGAAUGUGGAAAAUCCUUCAGCCAGAAAUCAAAUCUCAUUGAUCAUGAAAAAAUUCAUACUGGAGAGAAACCUUAUGAAUGUAAUGAGUGUGGAAAAGCCUUCAGCCAGAAACAAAGCCUCAUUGCACAUCAGAAAGUUCACACUGGAGAGAAACCUUAUGCUUGUAAUGAAUGUGGUAAAGCCUUUCCUCGAAUUGCAUCCCUUGCUCUUCAUAUGCGAAGUCACACCGGAGAAAAACCUUACAAAUGUGAUAAAUGUGGAAAAUCCUUCUCUCAGUUUUCCAUGCUUAUAAUACAUGUGAGAAUACACACAGGUGAGAAACCCUACGAAUGCAAUGAGUGUGGAAAAUCUUUCUCUCAAAGCUCAGCCCUCACUGUACAUAUGAGAAGUCACACUGGUGAGAAACCCUAUGAAUGUGAGGAAUGUAGCAAAGCUUUCAGCCACAAGAAAAACUUCAUUACACACCAGAAAAUUCAUACGAAAGAGAAACCUUAUGAAUGUAAUGAAUGUGGGAAAGCUUUUAUUCAGAUGUCAAAUCUUGUUAGACAUCAGAGAAUUCAUACUGGAGAAAAACCUUAUAUAUGUAAAGAAUGUGGCAAAGCUUUUAGCCAGAAAUCAAAUCUCAUUGCUCAUGAAAAAAUUCAUUCUGGAGAAAAACCCUAUGAAUGUAAUGAAUGUGGUAAAGCCUUCAGCCAGAAACAGAAUUUUAUCACUCAUCAGAAAGUUCAUACUGGAGAGAAACCUUAUGACUGUAAUAAAUGUGGUAAAGCCUUCUCUCAAAUUGCAUCUCUUACUCUUCAUUUGAGAAGUCACACAGGAGAAAAGCCUUAUGAGUGUGAUAAGUGUGGGAAAGCCUUUUCUCAGUGCUCACUGCUUAAUUUACAUAUGAGAAGUCAUACCGGUGAGAAGCCCUAUGUAUGUAAUGAAUGUGGAAAAGCCUUCUCUCAGAGAACUUCCCUUAUAGUGCAUAUGAGAGGUCAUACAGGUGAGAAACCCUAUGAAUGUAAUAAAUGUGGAAAAGCCUUCUCCCAGAGUUCCUCCCUCACUAUACAUAUACGAGGUCAUACAGGUGAGAAACCCUUUGACUGUAGUAAAUGUGGAAAAGCUUUUUCUCAGAUCUCAUCUCUUACUCUUCAUAUGAGGAAACAUACAGGUGAAAAGCCGUAUAACUGUAUUGAGUGUGGCAAAGCUUUCAGUCAAAAGUCACAUCUUGUUAGACAUCAGAGAAUACAUACUCAUCAGAAACAGUGUUCAUAGUGUGAUUAUGGGAAAUACCCUCAACACAUUGUGGCACAUUACAUGAAUGGUUCUAGAGCAGAAACCAAUAAAUAUGGGAAAGCCUUUUGAAGAUGUUCACAAAUUAUAAAACAUUAAGAAUUACCUAGGUGAACAGUUGUAUGAAAAAGCUGUUUAAAAUCUUUAGCAGACACCUUACUCAUUGAUGGUAUUAAUAUUCUCAUUCAAAUCUUGAAGAAGAUACCUGCUAUAGGCAUAUCAACAUACUACUUAAGCUCCCAGCUAAUAUAUUAAACAAGAAAAAGAAGAUUUGGAAAGAACUAUAAAAUAGCCUUUUAUGUAACACAUAGCUAAUUAGAAAUAUGCAGAAAGAAAAUAUAUAAGCAUAAAAACAACAAUGAGUUAUGAAACAUUUAUAUCUAUAAAAAUAUAAAAUAUGUUGAAGGGCUCAAAAGAACACCUGAAAAAUUGAGAGAAAUGAAAUUAUUUGUGAAAAGACUUGACAUUGUAAAAACAUAUUCUCUGCAAGGUCUCUAAUGUACUUCCACUCAGAAUUUACACUAGUUAGUUACACUUGAAGAGUUUCACAAACUUCUUUAAAAUAUGAGAAGCUAAAGGAUCACAAAUAACUGAAACAAAUUUGACAAAGCAAAAUACACUGUUAUCAUUACAUACUUUAUCUAAAGCUAUUGUCAUUUAAACUGUGUUAUUGACUAAUCAAUGGAAACAAAUUGAAGAUCGAUAGGACAAUCUAAGAAGAUAUGGGAAUUUUUUAUAUUAUAAUGUUAAAAUCAUUGGGGGUAAAAAAGGAUUGCCCAAUAAAUGGAAGAUUCAUAUAAGCAAAAAAUUUCACUUUCUACCUUACAUACAAAAGUAAUACCCAAGUGGGUUGAAGACCAGAAUAUAAAAUUAAAAUUCUAAAACUCUGAUGAAAAUAAAGCAUAUACUUCAGAGUAAUGGAAUUUCUUUUGAAACACAUAAACGAGACAAUCAGUUCUGUUUUGGUGUACUGGCCUGAAAAGUACAUAAAUAUAUACACAAAAAUAUACCUGUCACUACGUUCACUGCAUUAUGGCUUUUAUUGCCUUAAAUUGGAAUAUAAUGAGUUUCUAUCAAUAGAGAGACAGAUCGAUACCAUAUGUUUAUUUCUGCAAUAGAAUACAGUAUGUAGAAAGAAGAUACAAAAUUUGCAUAUUGUUACAUGGAUUGAUGGCAGUAUACUGAGAGAAAAAAACAAAAUUCACAACAGUAAAACAUUGUGAAUGACAGCACUUAUAUUGGUUGCCUUUGGAGUUAUGGAAAGGUUUGGUGUGAAUUGUUACAUUGAUCUGUAAUAUUUCAUAAUAAAAGAAAAAAACAAAUGCCACAGCAUUAACA
Molecule: messenger RNA, 7573 nt
Organism: Chinchilla lanigera (long-tailed chinchilla)
Lineage: Eukaryota; Metazoa; Chordata; Mammalia; Rodentia; Chinchillidae
Product: zinc finger protein 850
Biological process (GO): regulation of DNA-templated transcription
Source: RefSeq, a predicted model, not a curated record